AUGGGUUUCGGGGCGAGCGUUGGGCGCCGCCGCGCCGUGCUGGGUGCUCGGUCAGCCUCAGCGGUGGGGAGCGAGCCAGGCCUCCCGCCACCGCUGCCGCCGCCACCGCUGCAUCGGGCUGGUGCAGCCCCGGUCCAGGCCGUGGCCGGGGCAGGAGCGCAGGGAGUGGGGUCCCUGGUCCCGGCUGAAGCCGAGGAGAUCACAGGCCGUGAGCGGGCACCGGACCGGCGCUCCCACCUACGGGACCUCGGGCGGCGGGACGGAGGCUCGGACGCUUCCCCAGCCUCUGGGCUGGCGCAAGCCGACUGCGGUUCGUCACCAGUCCGCGAUGAAGUCAUAGAGCUGUGGGUCCGCGUGUCUGUGACGUCAGUAGAUGGGUCCUGGGAUGUCACCGCAGGCCCGGGCGGGGACCUGGGCUCGCGGAAGGGCCGGGGGGACCCGCAGGGGAGAAAAAGGAAGUUGUCUUCCACAAACGCCUGGAAUCGCAGUGAAUUUGAAUCGAAAGUUGUUCGAUAUCAGCAUUUUGCAAUUUUAAUACAACCUUAUAAGAACUUUAAAUCUCAGAGCACAAACGCUUCGAAGUCUGGCUGGGCACAUGCCAUAUGCCGAUUUUGUGUCUUUCUCAACCUUCUUGGGGGCGGCGAAGGCUGGCGCGGCGAGCGGCAACCGUGUAGGUGUUUCGGACGCUGUUCGGGACUGGAGGCGGGUAAGGCUGGCAAGGGCGGCCCGACCCCCCAGGAGGCCAUCCAGCGGCUGCAGGACACGGAGGAGAUGUUAAGCAAGAAACAGGAGUUCCUGGAGAAGAAAAUCGAGCAGGAGCUGACUGCCGCCAAGAAGCAGGGCACCAAAAACAAGCGCGCGGCCCUCCAGGCACUGAAGCGUAAGAAGAGGUAUGAGAAGCAGCUGGCGCAGAUCGACGGCAUUAUCGAGUUCCAGCGGCAGGCCCUGGAGAAUGCCAACACCAACAACGAGGUGCUCAAGAACAUGGGCUGUGCCGCCAAGGCCAUGAAGGCGGCACAUGACAACAUGGACAUCGAUAAAGUUGAUGAGUUAAUGCAGGACAUUGCUGACCAGCAAGAACUUGCGGAGGAGAUUUCAACAGCAAUUUCGAAACCUGUAGGGUUUGGAGAGAAGUUUGACGAGGAUGAGCUCAUGGUGGAAUUAGAACUAGAACAGGAGGAACUAGACAAAAAUUUGCUGGAAAUCAGUGGACCCGAAACAGUCCCUCUACCAAGUGUUCCCUCUAUAGCCCUACCAUCAAAACCCCCCAAGAAGAAAGAAGAGGAAGACGACGACAUGAAGGAUUUGGAGAAGUGGGCUGGGUCCAGCGCGGGCUGGGCCAGGUUUCUGGUGGCCUGCGCAGCGAGCAGGCGUGUGCAUGUGCGCGGCAGGCAGGAUGGAUGUGGUGCAGGCAGGUUCCAUCGCUCUCGACUCUCACUCCAAAGCAGUGGGACCGCAUUGCUGCUCGCUCUCUGCAUAGCAUGAUCUGCACCUGGUGGGACGGGUGGGGGCGGAUGGAGGA
This is a messenger RNA of Chlorocebus sabaeus (green monkey), 1522 nucleotides long. The record is from RefSeq and is a predicted model, not a curated record. NCBI's taxonomy places the organism in Eukaryota, Metazoa, Chordata, Mammalia, Primates, Cercopithecidae.